AAAAGAGAAAUAAAAUUUCGGUGAAUUGCUUCAACAAUGUCUUCAAGUGAAGAAAUCACUUACUCAUCAAGUGAUGAAGCAGAUGAAGCUAUAGAAGAAAUGGUCGACGAAGUAGUUGAUAACUACAUUGACACAAUGGUAAAUCAAAAAGCCAAGAGACGAGCUUAUAUCGAAAGAGAGCGGGAAAGAGGACACAAUCAACUAUGGAACGACUAUUUCAACGAAAGUUCAACAUACCAACCAGAAAUGUUUAGGCGGCGUUUUCGAAUGAACAGGCCAUUGUUCCUUCGCAUUGUCGAACGCCUAAGCACUAAAGUUCCAUACUUUCAGCAAAGAAGAAAUGGUCAUGGAAGGUACGGGCUAUCUGCACUUCAAAAGUGUACGGCAGCUAUACGUAUGCUCGCAUAUGGUCAAUCGGGAGAUAUGUAUGACGAAUAUCUUCGACUUGGUGAAAGUACUGCACGAUUAUGUUUGGAAAAUUUCACUGAUGGGAUAAUACAAUUGUUUGGCGAAGAGUUUCUAAGAAGACCUACAGCGGAGGACCUCGAACGAUUACUCGAUAUAGGAGAGGUACGCGGGUUUCCAGGGAUGAUAGGCAGCAUCGAUUGUAUGCAUUGGGAGUGGAAAAACUGCCCAAGGGCUUGGAGAAGGCAGUACGCACGUGGUUCAGGAAAGCCGACAAUUGUUUUAGAGGCUGUGGCAUCACAAGAUCUUUGGAUAUGGCACGCAUUUUUUGGAUUACCGGGCACCCUCAACGAUAUCAAUGUUCUUGAUCGAUCACCAGUUUUCAAAGACAUUGAAGAAGGCCGAGCACCGAAAGUUAAUUUCAAGGUCAACAACCACACUUAUCGUAUGGCGUACUAUCUUACUGACGGAAUAUAUCCCAAUUGGGCAGCAUUUAUCCAAUCCAUCUCACUUCCUCAAAGUCCAAAAGCAUCACUAUUUGCUGAACAUCAAGAAUCCACCAGAAAAGAUGUUGAACGUGCUUUUGGAGUAUUGCAAUCGAGGUUUGCAAUAGUUAGAAACCCAGCUCUACUAUGGGACAAGAAAAAGAUAGGAAAGAUUAUGAGAACUUGUGUCAUAUUGCACAAUAUGAUAGUAGAGAACGAACGAAGCGGAUACGGUCAAAUUGAUACAUCUGAGUUCGAGACAGGAGAGUCAAGCAGAAGUUCCCAGGUGCAAGGCACAACAAGUUUUAAUAUCGGUAAUAUCACCCGUGUCAUUCGCAAUGAGGUUCGGGAUUCACAAAUACAUGCUCGUUUAAAAGCUGAUUUAGUUGAAAAUAUAUGGCAAAAAUUUGGUAAUGUUGAUGAAUAAUCUUUGUAUGUUGGUCAAUUGUCAAUGUAUUGAAUAAAAACUUAAAAAUAAAAAAUUUAUGUAAUCAAUAAUCAUUGUAUUGUAUUGAAAAAAAACUUUUUA
This is a messenger RNA of Raphanus sativus (radish), 1419 nucleotides long. RefSeq lists its product as uncharacterized. The transcript has a single exon. NCBI's taxonomy places the organism in Eukaryota, Viridiplantae, Streptophyta, Magnoliopsida, Brassicales, Brassicaceae. Bases 37 to 1317 code for a protein of 426 amino acids. The record is from RefSeq and is a predicted model, not a curated record.